Molecule: messenger RNA, 564 nt
Organism: Cladophialophora psammophila CBS 110553
Lineage: Eukaryota; Fungi; Ascomycota; Eurotiomycetes; Chaetothyriales; Herpotrichiellaceae
Exons: 1
Coding region: 1-564 (187 amino acids)
Source: RefSeq, a predicted model, not a curated record
AUGGGUGAGCCGGCGCAGAUGGUCAAGAACUCUCGAAAGCCGCGGCGGAGGCCAGCCCAUCUGCGCACCAAAACUGGCUGUCUGACCUGUGAGUUCGAUCCGUUUCGUGCUCCCUCAGCUUCUUUCUCGCCGACAUCCGAUAACCACAGCGUGGACGAUGAAGAAGAUGAGUUCUCUCUCAUAGUCUCUCCUCAACUUACCUCCGUCGCCUCACACACAAAGAUUCAUAGCCCUCCUCUGUUCGAUUUCAUGCGAACAGUCUUCGUCCCACAGCUUGUUCGACCCGCGACCGAUAGCCAAUAUAUCAAAGAUUUUACAAGUGGAAGUCUCCAGCUUGCGCACAGCACGCCAUUUUUCAUGGAUGCUCUCCUGGCGUGCUCUGCAGCUGAAAUCAAAGAAAAUGACGCUUUCCAUCGCAGACGAGCGGAAUCCACUACAUCAAAGCUGUCGCAGGGGAUGCGAGCCUCCCUCGCCCAGGAUGACUCUCCGCUGGCCGAAAUCAUUGCUCUGCGAACCGUUCUUAUGCUAUACAUCUAUGAGGCGAGUACCUAUUCAACACAAUGA